GCGGGAGGGAGUGAGUCACUGAGUGUGUGUGAGGGAGGGAAGGAGCGAGCGGGUGAGCGAGCAGCCCGCGUCGUCCGCCCGCAGCACCAGCCAGGCCCUGCCGCCGCCGCCGCCCCGCCGCCCUGCGCUGAGGCCGGGCCGAGCCGAGCUGGGUCGGGCCCGUGCCAUGCUGCUCACCGUGUACUGUGUGCGGAGGGACCUCUCCGAGGUGACCUUUUCCCUCCAGGUCGACGCCGACUUCGAGCUGCACAACUUCCGCGCACUGUGCGAGCUCGAGUCCGGCAUCCCCGCAGCCGAGAGCCAGAUUGUCUAUGCUGAAAGACCUCUCACAGAUAACCACAGAUCACUGGCUUCUUACGGCUUAAAGGAUGGCGAUGUUGUGAUUUUACGACAGAAGGAGAAUGCAGACCCUCGACCUUCGGUGCAGUUCCCAAACUUACCCCGAAUAGACUUCCGUAGUAUAGCCGUGCCUGGCACUUCAAGCUCCCGGCAGCGCCAGCCACCAGGAGCACAGCAGUCCCGCUCAUCUCCUGGAGAAAUAGCUUCGUCUCCUCAGGGCUUGGACAAUCCAGCCUUGCUCCGAGACAUGUUGCUGGCCAACCCCCACGAGCUGUCCUUGCUGAAGGAACGCAAUCCACCCCUGGCAGAUGCUCUGCUCAGUGGAGAUCUCGAGAAAUUUUCUAGGGUCCUAGUGGAGCAGCAGCAGGACCGAGCCCGGAGAGAGCAGGAAAGGAUUCGUCUCUUUUCUGCUGACCCUUUUGAUCUUGAAGCUCAGGCAAAGAUAGAAGAAGAUAUAAGGCAACAGAACAUUGAGGAAAACAUGACAAUAGCUAUGGAAGAGGCUCCAGAAAGUUUUGGCCAAGUAGUGAUGCUUUAUAUUAACUGCAAAGUGAAUGGACAUCCUGUGAAAGCCUUUGUUGACUCAGGUGCCCAGAUGACUAUUAUGAGCCAGGCUUGUGCAGAAAGGUGUAACAUAAUGAGGCUGGUGGACCGUCGGUGGGCAGGAAUUGCCAAAGGAGUGGGCACCCAGAAGAUUAUUGGAAGGGUACAUCUAGCUCAGGUUCAAAUUGAAGGAGAUUUCCUGGCGUGUUCCUUCUCUAUACUUGAGGAACAGCCCAUGGACAUGCUUCUGGGGCUGGACAUGCUGAAACGGCAUCAGUGUUCCAUUGACCUCAAGAAAAAUGUCCUCGUGAUUGGCACCACAGGCUCACAGACCACCUUCCUUCCCGAGGGAGAGUUACCAGAGUGUGCCCGAUUGGCUUAUGGGGCCGGGCGAGAGGAAGUACGGCCAGAGGAGAUUGCAGACCAAGAAUUAGCAGAAGCCCUUCAAAAAUCUGUAGAGGAUGCAGAGAAAAGCGGUAAAGAAACUACCUCACUGGGGAUGUCAUCAUUACCAACUUCAGAUGGAUUUAACCACCAAGCCCAUCCUUCAGGACAGAGUCCUGAGAUUGGUAAUCCUACAGGUCUUGCUCACUCUGUCUCUACUUCAGUCUGCCCUAUCAAGCCCAGUGACCCAGACGGCAUCGAACCUAAAGCUAUGAAGGCUUUGAAGGCUUCAGCUGAAUUCCAGAUAACCUCUGAAAAAAAAGAACACCUUCCUCUGCAGGAUCUUUCUGAGUGUGCUUCUUCAGCAGACAGUGCUCUAGCAAACCAGAGUCCAGCUAUGCCUUUGCAGAGUUCACUUGAAGAAGCCAUUGUUGCAGAUAAUCUGGAGAAAUCUCCUGCUGAAAGAAGCACCCAAGGCCUCAAAUCUCAUCUCCACACAAGACAGGAAGCUAGUUUAACCAGGAUGCGAGAAUCACAGAGGCUUAUAGGUAGAAAGGAUCCAGGAUAUCAGGACUUGAGUCGAGAGAGUGGCCUUCAGCAGCACGAAGAACCAAGAAAUGAACAGCAUGAGGUUAUACAACAGAAUGUUCCACAGGACCGAGAACAUCUUUGUAACACAGAGAACCUUGAACGUCUUGGAGAAAGGCAACAGAAUCAACAAAAAAGUGUUGGUUUGGAAUCUACAAUGAAAGGAGACAAGAUGCAGCAGAAUGUGGACCUUCCGGGUACAGAGAAAAAUAUUCUACCUUCAGGAUGCUUUGGCUGCUCAAAUUCAGAAACACUUAUGGAAGUAGAUAUAGUUGAACAGUCCCUAGUUGCUGUGCUUAAUUCAGCAGGCAGUCAGAAUCCCGAUGUGAAGAACAUUGGUGCAUCUGAUUUCACCUUAGAUAAUCCCUUGAUGGAAGUAGAAACAUCAAAGUGUAACCCUUCCUCUGAAAUUUUGAGUAAUUCCAUUUCCACUCAGGUUUUACAGCUCCCAGAAAGUAAUGUUGAAAUGUCUGGAAAAAUGAAAGACUAUGAGAAUUGCCCCUCCUCUUUAAGUCUCUGUGGCAGUUGUCAGCCCUCUGUAGAGUCAACAGAGGAAUCUUGCUCAUCUAUAACGGCAGCCUUGAAGGAACUUCAUGAACUUUUGGUCAUUAGUAGUAAACCAGCUUCAGAAAACACAUCUGAAGAAGUUACCUGUCAAUCAGAGACAGUAACUGAGAGCCAAAUGGGUAUUAAGGACCUUUCUGAAAGAUGGACCCAAAAUGAGCAUCUUACAGCUACCCAGGAUGAACAGUGUUCACAAAUCUCCUUUCAUCAGGCCAUAUCGGUAUCAGUGAAGACAGAAGAAUUAACAGACACUUCAACUGAUGCUGGAAUAGAAGAUGUGGCAAAUAUUAACCUCAGGGGUCGCAGUGAUGGCCUGUUAAUUGAUAAAGAAGGUGUCCCCAAGUCUAGGGAAUCAAUAAGUGAGAACAGUUCUGUCACUCUAGCCUCAGCUAAAACGUCUAAUCAACUACCCUGCACCUUAGGCGUAGAAAUUUCACCCAGACCUUUAGCAGGUGAGGAGGAUGCACUCAGUAAGACUUCUGAGCAGACUGAGUCCUUGUCAUCCAGUUUCAUAUUGGUUAAAGAUUUGGGUCAGGGCACACAGAAUCCAGUGACAGACAGGCCUGAGAUAAGAGAAAAUGUCUGUCCUGAAGCUGCAGGGCCACUUCUAGAAUUUGAACCACCUACCAGCCAUCCAUCAUCAAGUCCCUCCUUUCUUGCACCAUUAAUUUUUCCUGCUGCAGACAUUGACCGGAUUCUCCGUGCCGGCUUUACUUUGCAGGAAGCUCUUGGGGCUUUGCAUCGAGUUGGUGGAAAUGCAGACCUUGCACUUCUUGUUUUGCUAGCAAAGAACAUUGUAGUUCCUACAUAACCAUGGAAAAUGGUCUAGACCAUACUCCAUUCCCUUUAAAAAAAAAAAAAAGCUAUAUAUAUAUAUAUACACAUGCACACAUGCACACUCACCACAUAUACAGUAUAUGUAGAAACCUGCAAGCAGAAUGUUGAGCCAGAUUUUUUUUAAGGAUUUUUUUCAAAGAUUUUUUUCGGCCAAAGUAAUUUAUGAUCUCUUGUCUGAUGAAUUUGUCUAUUCUAUUUGUUAAAAUUUGGGCCUUUUUUAAAUGUAUUGGCAGUAUGUGCAUACAGAAGCUUUUUAUUAUCAUUAAGAUGAUGUAUUCUGGAAUAAAAUGGAUGGCUUUGUGUAUAGCAUACCAUUUUAGAAUGAGAGUAAAUGCUUUAAGAAGCAGAAGCCAUGAGAAAUGGCUGACCACCCAUGCAGCUAAGAGCAGAUCAACUUCAUAUUUUGGCUGUGUCUCUGCUAUAGGCAAGAUACAAUUUGUUGACUUAAUUUUCAGUUUACAAAUUUGAUCACAUGGUUUGGUGUCUGGAAUUAUACUUAGUGCUCUGUGUAUUAUGAUUCCUCAGCUGUAACAGAAAAUUGAAGAAUAUCUCCUAGAGUGGUAUGUUUUUAUUCGUGUGGUUAGGAUUUGACAUUUUAAUGGAAUGAGUUGGGAAGUUUUAAAACUUGGGCUGCUUUGUGCAUCACAGGCUGCUGCAUGAAUUGCCAAGUAUCUUGGGUGGGAUAUUGUGAGGGAAUUAACAUUAGAGCGAAACAUGGUGCUACCCAGAUUAAAAAAAAAAGAAGGAAAGAAAAAACUGUAAUUUCAUUUGCAAAUGUCCUGGUGAUGCUUCAAGAACUGUGAGUGAAAAAUAAUGGCCUCAACACUGGAAUUUACUAAAGAUUGGGUUUGGUAGAUCACAUCUCACUGAUCACAUCUCAACCCUCAAUGACGAGUGAUGAACUUAUGUUCAGCUAAUGGGUUGGUUGCCAGCAGUUUAUUUCCUUUCUAAAGUCAUUGUCUAGGAAGUUCUUCUGAAGCUCAGUUUGAGAUGUGAUCUGAGUGAAAGAUUCAAGUGUGAUAACCUUGUCACUGGUUCAUCUUGGUGCUUGGAAUGAUCAGUGUAUUUGGUGAGUGUCUUUCGUGGCAGUGGAAAUAGUCAUUGGAGUCUCUGAUUCAAGUGGCCUUGGUAGAGUUUUCCAUCCCUUUCUUUCCUCAGGAGUUUCUUUUUUUAAGCAAAAUUUGUCAUAUUUGUGUUUACCAUGUUAAGUUAGAGUGGGGCAUAGUACAUAGAUGUAUUUAUUGUGGCCUUUUUUUAUAUGAGGACUAGCCCUUGGAAAUCAUUGUCCUGUGGGCCCCACUGUGCAAUAAUUCUACUGGAUAGAUUUUAGAUACUUUCUUUCCUGGAAAAUAAACUCUUUUAUGUACCGAGUGGGAAUCUGAAAUCUUGGUUUUAUUGAAAAGAAUUUUGAGAAUGAUAAUUCCCGAUUUCAGGUUGGAGUUUGCAAUGUGUUUGAAACAGAAGAUUCAGAAGGGUGAUUUGUGAACUUUUAACGUUAAGUGAUUUUGUCUAAAGUCUUAAUUCUCUUUGAAAGCUUAUUCUUUCCGUCAAAAUUCACGUCAUUGAGCACAAUCAAAAUGGAGGCUCGUAUCUCAGGAGUUUUUGAAAUUUUAGUUUAGGGGCACUUAGACAUUUCUCUUCUACCCUAUCUCAUCUUUCUUGUUUGCUGUGAUGUUUGAAUGUGUGUUGGGAGACUUGAGUGAUAUGAUGGAAGGUCGCGUAGGUUCAUCAUGAUCCUCUGAAGUUAAGCGAUGGUUGACGGAGAGUUGUAGUUUACUGUUUUCAGGAGGGCACUCAGAACAACAGGUUAGCCAGGUUGUCUUUAAAGUGUUCUUUUAGACAAUCGUGUGCUGUAGAUCCUUUUGCUUGCCCUACACCAAAGAUGUAAGAUGCACUAGGAAACUGCUUAUAGGAUUUCUGUCAACUGACUUAGAGCUGUGACUGUCAUUAAAUAGUGGUGCUAUGAUUGAAGCAAAAUUUAGUAACAAUGCAAUGGGCCCCUGUAUUUGCUUUAUGGGUAUGAUUAGGAAUUUAUUCUAAGCUUAUAAAUCUUUAGGGUCACAAAGUGGGGUGGGUGUGAGGUGGGGGAGCUUAUCAGUGACAAUAGACUCUUCCAGAAAGGCCUUCUUUAUGAAGGUGGGCCUCAUAGUUUUCUGUAUGAGCAGUUUCUCUGAACACUGCUCAGAGGUGUGGCCACUAAAUUUUCAUAGUGUGGAGAUUUGGGAGUCGAUCCCAAGUGGGAUAUAUCAGUCUGGAAAAGAUUUCAUAACAGUAGCUUUUAUUGUAUGUAUAUGUAUAUUUAUUUCUAGGGGAAAAUGGGAUAGGCCUAUAGUUGUACACGUAUUCUUAUUAGGAAUACUUUGAGCUUAACCCACUUGCCAAAUAUCCUUGUCCUUUUUCAUCAUUUGUCUUUCAGCUUAUAAUUGCUUUUGAUUUUUAAAAUCUUACUUCCUGUCCAUCAUUUGUAUGAAAGUAAACUUGUUUUUGAAUCAUUUUUAAGUUUAGCAGUUCUAAAACACAAAAGGAAUUAAGGAAUAUGACAUUGGUGAACCUUCAUUGUCGAUUUUUAUUCAAAGUGCAGAAAUUAGAGGUUAACUUUUCCAAGAAUGAGAUAAAAUCAUUGUGAACUCCUCUGGUUACCAGCAGUGACCAGCAAUGGACUGCUUUACUGGAUAGCUCCUUUGCCAUAACCAGUAAUGGACAGCCUGUGGUCAGCCCUUACCUCCAAGGGUGGUGUCUGUUUAUUCACCAAAGAGAGGAGAAGAUUUUCCUGUAUGACUUCUGCAAUUUCCCUCAAGUUGGUUCCUGUAUGUAGGAAUGUGCUUGGUAACCAGACAGCUAUAUCUAGGCUGUAGAUUUUGCCCUUGCAGCUGGUAAGAAUUAUUUCCACUUGUACCUCUUUAGGCCUCCAGACAUCAGCCAAUAGCUUUCAGCCCACAGUUUGGGCUUUAGCCAUUAACAUGUAAAGAUUACCAGUUGCUUGGCAAAGGGAACUAGAGAGAUGGUGAGUGUGUGUGAAAACUAUUCUGCCUUGCAGCCUACAAAAUUUUUCCAGAACUCCUUGUUUCCACAUAUACUGAAGGGAGGCACAGACCAUAUGUUUUUUCCCAAAGCGUUUCUCCAGUAAGAGAGUUACAUAAAAAUGGAAAGAUAUCUGAGACUUUGUGGCACUGAUUUUAUGAUAACCUGUUAGGGUAGAAUCUGCCUGUCCUUCCCUUAGCACAGCUUUCUCUCGUAAAAGCCAUAAAAAAUCAGUCAGUUUAACCAUCAGCUCAUGUAUAUAUAUACAUGUGUGACUGAUAGAUACCCUACAGUUAAUUUUAUAAAGAUUAAAAAAUUUUUUAUAUCUACAGAUAUAUUCUUCAGUUAUGGUGGCUUUUAUCCCACCAUGUAUAUAAAAAACAGCCUUGCAAGUAACUGGCCAGAAGAGUUGGCAGUAUAUUCUGAUUUCCUUUUCCUACCUGUUUGCCACUUGCGAUGAGGAUAAGCAGGGUAAUUGAACUGCUACGUAUUUCAAACUUGUUAUCACUGGUAACGUAAGAGAAGCUAACUGGAUUAUGCAUUCUCUAGCACAAAUACCAAAAAGCCAAAUUUCUACUUUGAAUUUGGUGACUUAGUGUAGUCAGUGGCUGAACUAGAAAGGAAAUAGCAUUCUCAAAAGUUCCCUUUCCAAGAAGAUGAAUGUUACCUUUCAUAUUAGGAGUUCUGUAAAAUAAAAAUAGCUUGUUUUCUGGAGGGGGAAAGUAUAGCUCAGUGGUAGAGUGCGUGCUUAGCAUGCAUAAGGUCCUGGGUUCAAUCCCCAGUAUUAUUAAAAAAAUAAUAAAUGAAUAAACCUAAUUACCCCCUCCACAAAAAGAAACAAAAAUUUUAAAUAGCUUUCUUUCUGAAAGAUUUUUAAAAUGCCAAUUCCCUCUUAACAACAAAGUAAAUUCAAAGCAUGUCUUUGAGAACCAGAAAUGUAAAAUCAUGGCUCAAGUUCCCUACCUUAGUGGUCCCUCAGUAGACUAUAUUAGGGGUUCAUUAAAUAAAGAGUUUAGAGAGGAACCUUUGAUGUUACUUGAUUUUUCUCUUGUGCCUUAGAUUUUCCAAGUAGAGGCUUCAAAUUUGGGUGGGGAAUAAAAGUGGAAGUAUCAUGGGGAGAAGAUUGAAAAUGCCCCUCCUGGAAAUGGGCGUGUGUGGAGUGGUCCUAAGGCUCACUUUCAUUGUUGAUUCAGACUUGCACCUGCACCGGAUCACUAGGUUUCCCCAGACAGAAGGAUUAUGACAUGGCUUUUUUGCAUCAGGCAUACCUCCCAAAAAAUGGUUUCUAGAUGUUUAUCAUAUUCUUUGUUGUACUGUCGGUAUUGUGGUGGUCAAGGCAGAGAAAAAGUUUAAGAAAAUCUUUCAUACUUGAACAGGAAACUGGUACUCUCUUGAAGGCUAUGCAGUAUGAGUCUGAAUAAGAAUUCACUAUUCAUUCGUCAGACAUUAAGUGCCUGUGUGCCAGGUACUGGUGAGCACUGGGGGUACAGGAGUGACUAAAACAAAUUAGAAGCUGCCCUUGUGAAGCUUUCAGUCUAGUAAGGAGACAUGAAACAAAUUUUAGCUUCAAGAACAAGAUCUAUUUUUGCCUAUCAGCAUCGUUUAUUUUAAAAGUCAUACUACGGUGAUUUGAUUCAAAUUCAGAGAAGACUUGGAAAAUCAGACUCAAAAUGGAAUUAGAGUCUGUUAACUUAAAACUGCUCUAAAAAAAAUGUUUUUUUAAAAAAUGAAUUGGAGGAACCAACCAAAAAUGUUCUUAUAUUUGGUAGCAAUCCUUGAAGAGAUCAAGUAAUAAGAAAUCAGUUUAUACUGUUGGUGGAAGAAGAGGGAGGUAUGGGGAGGAUAGAGGUGCAAGUAAAUGGAAGAUGACCUAAAUGUGCACUGGUGACAGUCAACUUUUCCUUCCAUCAAGACCUCCUUCCGUGCAGGGUAGAGGUACGGAGUGUGCCGUGGCAUCCUUCCCACUCCCCCUUUCAGCAUGGCUGCUCUGGAAUACUAACCAUCUGGCCAACGGGACUUAGCAGAGGAUUCUGCAGGAUUUGCUGUUUUAAAGCAGCUGAGUACAAGAUGUGAAAAUAGGAAUCUAGAGCAGAAAAUGUAGCAAGUGAUGGUUCUGGGACUGGAUGGUGGGCAGAAUUUAUGUACAAGAAGAUUCCAGACUCUACCAAAUCUUUCUACAGGACAGCUCUAUCAAAUUGACAUUCUUUAAUCCAUUGUUUAAAAUGUUACCAUAUAUGGAUACAGGUAAAAUUUCUGGACUUUAACAACUAGUGACUUCUGAGGUAUACAGUUAGAAAACUCUCAUAGGUUUAUGCGUAAUAUAUUGGUGGUUGGUAAUCUAGACCUUCUGGGGGCUGUGAAACUUGAGAGGCUAUAGCAGAUGAGUCUUAGAGCACAUGAAUGAAAUCUACAGAGAAAAUGGUUCAAGGGUGUAGGAGUUAGAGGACAUUUUUUUUUAACCUAAAAAAGUUAAGCAAACUAUGGAAGACCUGGGGUGGAGAUGUGGAAUACAAAAUUAGGAGAAUUAUUUCUUUUAAUCCAUAUGGGAAGGUUUUCACUACCUGACUGGGUGAAGGGGCAUGCUGGGGUAGCUUUUCCUGGGAAGGUACAUGAGUAAUAAAUGAUUUUGUUUAUCAGAGGCAGUCACGUCAGUUUGUUUCCAGAUUCUUUUGGUCUGAAAUUACCUGAUGCUGACCAGACCUCUUUCUCCUUUCCUCAAGGCUGGACAGCUUUGAAUUUAUGCCUCUCAUCUGAGACCUUUCCCUCUGAAUGAUAAAAAUAUUCCCAUUCUCUAUUCUCCUGAUCAUCCUUUUGAAGUAGUUCUGGUGAUGUACUCAGAUCAACAUACUGACUGCACUUGCUGUUUUGUUUGUUUUUUUAACUAUGCACCUACAAUGAAUAUUGAUUUGCUCGUUUUUAUUUAAAAUUUCAUCUUCGUGGCAAGUUGGGCUAAUGGCCUUUGCACUCAAGUAUGGUUUGUUUACCAGUUUUGUAGCCAUAUUUGGCAAAUCUUAGCAAAUAGAAACCCUUCUUCCCCCCCAUUUUGUUCUUUUAUUGCUUUCCUGAUUUUUCUUUAAGCUUUGAGACUACUGCAUUCUUAAAAGAAGAACUAGGCUGAUUGGCAAAAUAGACUUGCCAGUAGCUCAUUCACUCCCAUAAUGCUUUGGCUUUGAGAGUUGGGAGAACUCUGAGAACUUAAGGAAACCAAACUCAGGAAUCCCACAGUUGGUUGCAUUGUACCAUUGGUUUAGGGGCUGGACAUAGGACCUGUCUGCAGCUGAGUGAACUAGAUGCAUUUGGGUUUGAAUUAUUGUCACAUACUGAAAUGUAAGUCAGCCCUAAGUAAUCAAAACACUUUAUUUUAUUUUUCUUUUUUUAAUAGGAACUUUCUGAAGAAAAAGUGAUGUGUAAAACAUUUGAUAUUUAAGACAAUAAAGUUUUUAUCAUAAGA
Camelus dromedarius (Arabian camel) is the source of this 9727-nucleotide messenger RNA. It is a transcript of the gene DDI2, whose product is annotated as DNA damage inducible 1 homolog 2. Gene Ontology annotation, biological process: proteolysis. Gene Ontology annotation, molecular function: protein binding; aspartic-type endopeptidase activity. The record is from RefSeq and is a predicted model, not a curated record. The transcript has 9 exons. Bases 167 to 3229 code for a protein of 1020 amino acids. NCBI's taxonomy places the organism in Eukaryota, Metazoa, Chordata, Mammalia, Artiodactyla, Camelidae.